CUCUCCCCCCCCUCUCUGUCUGCCUCUCUCUCUCUCUCUCCCUCUCUCUCCUGCUUUCGCGCUGUGUUUUUGCUGAGACAACAGAGUGAGCAGAACACGCCGAAAGUGAUUUCAUGCCUUCAGUGUCGCACAACCUGAGAUGGACGUGAGAUUUUACCCUGCACCCCCGGCCAAUGUGGGUUCAUGCUCUCUACCGACUGAUCCAAGUUGCCUGAGCUCUCUGGACUAUUACCACUCCAACAAGUUUGAUGCUGACAACAUGUACAUGAAUGACAGUAACCAAGAGUUUCGGUCGCCGAAUCAGAGCUACUCUAAUCAGGGCAGAGGCAGCGGUGGGGGUGGAGGAGGAGGAGGGGCAGGGGAUGAAGACUACGAGAUCCCCCCCAUCACACCUCCAAACCACGUUGACCCUUCUCUGCUCCAUCUCGCGGAGCAUGAGUCAGGCUACCCCUUCCACUCCCUGCCCCACAAUGGUUUGCUCAACUCCUACUCCUACCCCGAGCUGCCUGCCCUCAUGAUGUCCAAUAUGCUGGGUCAGGACACUCACCUCCUUUCUGGGCCUAUGCACUCUAUAAGCAGCGAGAAACGACCCUCUGCAGAAAUGAUGAAGCCCAAACCCAAACCUCAAAAGAAGAAAAAGAAGAAGGACCCCAAUGAGCCACAGAAGCCUGUGUCGGCAUAUGCGCUCUUCUUCAGAGACACCCAAGCAGCCAUCAAGGGCCAAAAUCCCAAUGCCACUUUUGGGGACGUCUCCAAGAUUGUGGCUUCCAUGUGGGACAGUCUUGGAGAGGAACAGAAACAGGCAUACAAGAGGAAAACCGAGGCAGCCAAGAAAGAGUACCUAAAAGCAUUGGCCGCGUACCGAGCCAGUCUGGUUUCCAAGUCAUACAGUGACUCUGAACCAAAAAGUGCCCAGCAGACCAGCCAGCCCUCCCACUUGCUGCCCCCCAAACAGCCCCUGUACAGUGUGCCCCCCCAGCCUUCUUCACCUUACCUGGGCCCACCGGGCUCUUUCCCUCUUUCGGAGCUCCAGAGCUAUGGCGGGCCGCCCCGCCACACCCUGGCCUCAACCCUUGGCCAGUCCCAGAUGCUCCCACCCAGCAUGAGUGCCUCUCCCCCAGCACCCUUCCAGAUCAGCCCGCCUCUGCACCCGCACGCUCAGCUCUCUCUGCACCAGAGCUCCCUGCUCAACCAGCCAAUCCGCAUGCAGCAGCCGCAGCCAAUUAUCUCACACCAAAUGGGGCUCCAGGCAUCUCUGAAUUCCCCUCCUCUCAGCCAACAGGGAUUCUCCCAUCUUCAGGCUGAUUACCAGAACAGCGUCGGGGGCUCGCAGUCUCCAGGGGCACCCAAUCCAGUGCACGGACAGAACCCCGACUGGGAAGGUGAAUACUGCAACAGGGACUGUGGACCCAACCACUGCAGCAGCGGAAUGGGAGCUCGGGACAAGCCUCUCUACCUCACUUGAAGUUAAAUGACCUCCACAUGUCAAACUCCAGAAAGCUUUCUAACAUAACAACAGCUUCAUCGAUGUAUCCACUUUCACACCGUUUUGUUUUCUAUCCUUUAUUCUUUUUUUAUGGAUUUUGAAAAUCCCAAAGACUGCUACAGUAACUUCACCUUUUUGCCAAGCACUUAAAUUGGCCACAAGCCCGAGGCACUUCCUUUGCAUUCUUUUUUCCUUUCCUCCUCGUCAGUGAACAGUUUUCUGAGCUGGUAGUGAGCUUUAAGCUCAUGCCAACAUACUGGAAGUAUAAGGACCAAAAUGUCCUCUCAAAUUAUUUCUUAUUUUUUAAAGAAGAUUUCUUUCCUUUUCACUUCAUGACUCUUUGCCAUGAACUGCCCUUAUUAGGGAGAUGAAAUGCUCAAAGCAUAAGGGUUUAAGUAGGGAAAUCAACAGAAAAUCACCUGAUCAGUGGUGGACAGGCUUCAGGACGGUCUAAAAUACCCUGACUGAGUGAAACAUUUUCAUAAAGGUGUAGUCGCAGACACGUAAAACAUUUGUAAAUCAUCUUUUCUCUUAGUAAAGGACUCCCUCAAUUCCUUUAUCACUGAGUGAUUGUAAAUAUCACCAAAAUGAAUCCCUCUUAUGUGUGUAUUAAGCUGCAGUCCCUUGCUUUUUUAAUAUCCUUUUUGUUUGGUUUUGUGACUUCUGUGCAGACAGAUUCAGUGAGGGAAUACACACACUAAAACUCAUGGUGAAACUGUGUUCUUGUAUCUUGGAGUCUGGGGGAAACACAAAAGACUGCUUUUAUUUCCUCCUGAGCUGGCAGAGCUCUGAUGGACGGGUCACCCUCUUUACACAGCCUCAGGGCAUGGCUGAACUGUGGGGGGGUCAAUGAUUAGAACCGCCCCUUUUUUGCUCCUCCUACUUUUGGUCAAUAAGGACCACCUCCCUACCUUUGACCCCACCCUCCAUCUCUUAGUCUCACGUCACUUGUACAGGAGAAUUAAAAAAAUUGCUAAAUGUGAAAUGUUAUUAAAGAAAAAAAAACAUAACAGUGGAUUUUAAGGUUUUUUGACUAGUUUUAUUAGGUGUUUUAGAAUUGUGUUGAACUCCAUCUUUAUCUUUUUUUGUGGAAAUAAAAUUACCUUUAUGUUUAGAUUUUCUUUUCACUGUGGCAGGAUUUGCAUUUCAUAAGAAAAGUCAUUGGGGUAAAUAUUUUAAUUUUGUGUAUAAACCUGCCAAAUGUACUCCUUUGAUUUGUAGAAACCAGUGACGAGAAAACUCGUUUUGUUCUGUUGCAUAUUAUAGUUUACAAUUUGGUCUUUCUAUUUAAUUUGAUUGCAGGUUUCAAAUCUAUUUAUAAAUGAUAUGAAGUAAACAUUUUGGCUUUUUUCAUCAGGGUUCAUUAUUAUUAUUAUUAUUAUUAUUAAUAUUAUUAUUAUUAUUAUUGAUCCAACAACAAUAUUUUUAGGAUAAUAAAUAUUUUCAGAGAUUGUUGUUGGUGCAUUUCUCACAUAUGUGUACCUGCAUUAGAUUCAUUUUUUGUGUCACAAAUCCCUCUUUUUGUUUUCUUUUGUCUGUAAUAAAAUGUUUAAAG
Molecule: messenger RNA, 3041 nt
Organism: Nematolebias whitei (Rio pearlfish)
Lineage: Eukaryota; Metazoa; Chordata; Actinopteri; Cyprinodontiformes; Rivulidae
Product: TOX high mobility group box family member 2
Exons: 8
Coding region: 140-1465 (441 amino acids)
Biological process (GO): regulation of transcription by RNA polymerase II
Cellular component (GO): nucleus
Molecular function (GO): chromatin DNA binding
Source: RefSeq, a predicted model, not a curated record